Molecule: messenger RNA, 7124 nt
Organism: Diabrotica virgifera virgifera (western corn rootworm)
Lineage: Eukaryota; Metazoa; Arthropoda; Insecta; Coleoptera; Chrysomelidae
Exons: 2
Coding region: 232-6486 (2084 amino acids)
Molecular function (GO): protein binding
Source: RefSeq, a predicted model, not a curated record
UCGAAGAUAAACGGCUAUAGAAUACUUAAAUAGGAACUAAAAAUAUAAUUUGCGAUUAUUUUUAAAUUAUUGCUAAUAUUGAAGACGUGUCAAGUUUUACCAGAAUAUACGAGUGCUUAGAUAGUAACAGCUGGAGAUAACAUACUCUAUUCCAAUUGUCAAAACUUUGGAACUCUUCUACCUCAGAUCAAAAUACAUAAAUGGCUUAAUUCUUAUUAAAAAGGAAAUAAAAUGAUGGACCACAAUUCAAACGACGACUAUGAUUAUCUUACUAGUAACAUAUUUGAUGCUACUGAACAAGGUGAUGCAUAUAAAGUUAGGCAUUUCAUAGAAAAUGGAGCCGAUUUGAACGAUGCUAGAAAUGGCAUUUCGCUUAUUCAUCACGCAGUCAUUUCUGAUCGUCCAGAGAUAGCAGCCAUGUUGAUUGAAUCCGGUGUCGAUUUAAAUGUUACUGACAAAAACGGAAAUAAUCCGCUUCAUUUGGCUGUUUUAAAGAAUCGCAUAAACGUAGCCAAAGUAUUGAUUCAAAACGUUACCUGGGAUGUUAAUGCUACAAACAACAAAGGUGAAUCAGUAUUAGAAGCAAUCCAACGAAAUUCACGAAGAUUUUCCAAUUGGUCCAACUUUGAAAAAUUACUACAUGAAGCUUCAGCCCUAACCUACCCACAAUGUGCCUCCACGUCUAUUCAAGGUAAUACUUCUACAUUGACAGAGGAUUCCGACGACUAUCAAGAAUCAAAUUUAUCUACUGCAAGUACAUCAUAUGCGUCUUCAGGUUUAAAAACCUCAUUACACGGAACCGUAUAUCAGUUGUUACUUUUAAUGUUAUUUACUUACAGAGCUCUAAAAAAUAAUUACGCGUAUUUUGAUAUUGCUACCGAAUUGGAUAUUGCUGAAAAAUUUGAUGACGUUGUUAUUAAAUACAGAAAAACUUUUCAAGAUAUCCGAUGUAGAUGGCGGUUUUUACAGGCCAAACACAAACAGGACAUUGAAAAACAUAAAAUUACGGUGAACAAAUUAACUACUAAGGACGAGAAAGGAGAAUACAGUGUGCCGAAGUAUUUUUUGUCAUUCUGUAAAAUCAAAUCAAACCCAGAAUAUCAUGAUAGUGAAUUUGAAGAACUGGAUCUUUGCACAAACACCGAUUUUGAUUUUAAAACGAGUAAUAAACGCAACCAUGGUGGUACACUAGUAGCACAUAAAACUAACGAAGACAUCGCUAAAUGGAAAAAUUACUUCAUAAAAGACGAUAUUAACCAAGAUGAUAUACUAUAUUUAGAAGAAAGCACAGGUGCACUAAAGUACAAGAAGUACAAAUUUUGUCCAAGCGUUAAAGACGACUUGUUACAAUUUAUGAAAAUAAAUUUUUUAGAAAAUGUUUUGACUUCCAAAAAUUGUGAAAAGUUUCCAUCUAUAGAAGAAUAUUUGUCAACAGUAAAAGUAUUGGAAAACAAAUCUGUUAUAACAGAUACAAUAAACAGCGUAAAAUUAGAAAUGGCUUCAGCAAAAACAAAAACGUCAUUAGAACAACUUUUAAAACGUAUAAUUGCAUUAGAAGAUGCAAUUUCAGAUACAGUAAAAAAAGUAAGGAAAGUAAAAAAAGGAAAGAAAGUAAAAAAAGAAAAGAAAGUAUCUGCAAGUAAGAGUACAACGAAACUUUCGUUCAACCAAUUAGUCAGUAAUUUGCAAACCACCAUUGGAAAAAUUGAAACGAUAGUAAAAGACGAAGAAAGCAAAAUGGAAGAGUAUCUAAAAACAACCUCUUCUCUUGGCAGUCGCUUACAUCAAGAACGUCACACGCUUAUCAAGGAUGAAGAAAAUUUAACUAACUUUUUAAAGAAAGUGCCACAAUGUCUGACAAUAUCUGACAUUUGCAGUGAAAUUAAUAGUGCGGGAAUAACUAACAAAUUUCCAAAAAAAACUUUGGGAACACUCGAAUCACCUAAUGCAGAUCUAGAAGAGACAAAAAACUUGGUACAAGAGAAGUGUCAGAAUAUGAUUACUAACACAGUAGCAAUAUCAUUGUUAUUAGAUGAUUAUAAAUUCGAUAGUAAUAUUAAAGAAUUUAUUGAUAAGUUUCGUAUUAUAACGAAUUAUCCGAAUGUUGAUGAGUUGAAUACAUUUUUAAGUAAGGAACUGGGAGUAACAUUCCAACUGUUAAAUGCUGAUUUAGUGACACAUUCGUUUCAAAAAGAAAUUCUUGAUUUUUUUAAGCAAUACUUUGAAAGAUACAGUGACUAUCUCGGUAAAAAUAAAGUUAAAAAGUUUUUUAGCACAUUAAAUAAAAAAAUUCAUACUCUAAUGGCAUCUGGCCUUAAUAAAGCUUAUCCCGAAAAAUUAAAAGCGCUAGACAUAAAUUUCCAAAACGAUCUUGAUUGUGUCAACGAAUUUUUAAAAUCUAACAAACAUUUUUUAUUUUUAUUGGCAGAUUCAUCGCGAUUUGCCUCCAUUCAUUUACUUCAGACCUUAGAGAACUCUAAUAAUUUUAGAGCGCAUGACAGUUUUGUAUUUUUAAGACUCAGGACACUCCUUCUGAAAGAUAUACGACAGCUUGUCAUAGAUUCUUUUAGCUCGGAGAAAAGUCAUAAUUUGUUAAUUAUUGAAUACCAGAAUAAACUGUUGGUCGACAACAGUGUAUGGAGAAAAUUGUUUAAUAAAUUUAAAACCAUUAUUGAAAGACACGCAAAUAACUCGAAAAAAGUCAUUUUCAUACUCAAUAAAAACGACAACUCAAUUAUAAAUUUGAAUCACGAUAAUAACGUUAGAAUUGAAGAACUUCAAACGGACUUUCAAGAUCUAACUAAACAAUCACAAAGUAACUUAUUAAAAAGAAAAUGCUCUUUUCAAAAUUUUUCAGUUUGUUUUAACGAACUUAUAAAUCAUGAAACUGCAAGAUCAAUAUUUGACAACCAGAGUUUAACAAAGCUAGUUGAAGGUAAAAUUAUUGAGAUAGGAAAUGACGAUGCUUUCUAUUUUAAUGAUUAUAUCCAAGAAUACUAUAUAGAAAGAAACCUGUACAUGCAAAGAAUUCACCACAGCAUUUUCAAAAACGCCGAUAAGGAGGAGUUGUUUUUCAUUACCGCAGUCAAUGAAAAAGUAUUAAACGCAUUUAUUCAUGAAUACAAUCUCGACGAAUCGGACAUUAAUGGAGUUAUAUGGUACAAAGAAGGCGAUGAAGACAACAGAGAAGACGAAGAAUUUAUACAAAGAGAAUUUUAUAGAAUGAACAUCAGUUCUACGGUAACAUCGCUACAUUGGCUAGAUUGUAAAGACAAUAAUCUCUUUUGGAAAAAAUCUAAAGGUAAUAUGGCUACAAUUAUUAACAACAUUGACAAAGAUUAUAUAUGCACUGAUCAUUAUUUUCACGAAAAUUUCUUUAGUGUGCCUACAAACGUAAAAAGCAAAAUAGUAAUUAUUUCCAAUGAUUCAGGAGUAGGAAAAUCUACGUUCUUAACAGGGCUAUCACUAAAAAUGUUAAAACAAUCGAAUUCUUUGUGGGUCAUCAGAAUCAAUCUCAAUGAUUUUGCAUUUAAUAAAGAAAAACUGAAUGACAAAGAUGUUAGACACAAAAUACAAUCUUUAAGAGAAAUUACUUUCACAGAGAAUGAUAUUGCUUGUGCAAUUGACUAUUUUACAGAAAUGGCAACAACCAACGAUUUUGUAAAAGAUUCUUUUCAGAAACGCCUCUUAAAAUUUAGUUUAGAAGAGAGAUCAACAAGAUUCAUGGUUCCUAAGGUUGUUGUUUUGUUCGAUGGCUUCGAUGAGAUUAGUCCAACUUAUACAAAACAAACGAUUACAUUGAUUAAAAGCCUUGUACAAAGUAAUGUUACUCAAAUUUACGUCACGUCUCGUUUCCAUGAAAAGGAAAUGCUUGAAAAUGCUCUUCAGACUCUGGCAAUUUUGAUUAAGCCUUUAGACGAAGAAGAGCAAACUUCGUUUUUAUGUAAGUUUUGGAAAUAUAGUUUAAAAUUUUUUGAAGAGGACAAUGUGCAAGAGUUACAUAAAAAAAUUUCCGAGUAUGUAACAGAACUGCAAAUUAUUUUAGAUGCAAACGAGAUAAACGACACAAUAACAAGUAUUUCUACAGAUCCUUUGACCCUUAGUCAUAAUCUAAGGAGUUAUGUAGAUGAUAUAAAGUUUGAUAAGAUUGCUAGGAAUCUACUAAACAAAUGGAAGAAUAAAAUUAUCGAUGGAAAUACUUCCUUCGUUAUCGUCCCUCUCCAUUUGAGGAUGUUGGCAGAAAUUGUAUUUUACGACAAAUUUCAAAUCGGAGAUGAUUUUAAAUUACUUAAUCUUUACAACAGAUUUGUAGAAAUAAAAUACGACAUUUUCUAUGACGAAAAGAAAAAUUUAGGAAAUACAGUUGCUUCUGAAGAUAUACGAGAAAGAGAUUCCAGUUGGUUACGAGAAAAAUUUCGCAUAAUUUCCUGCCAAGUUUUAUUUCCGGAUAUAUACAAGGAUAACUUUGUUCAUAAUAUUAGAGUGCAACUAGCCAGAAUAGGUUUAUUAAUUUUAAAGGGAGAUCGUCUUGAUUUUAUUCAUAGAAGCUUUACAGGAUUCUUUUUCAGCGAACACGUUGUUUGUUAUUUUUCUGCACAAAUUACACAAUCUAUUUUAUUUAAGACUGUCUUAUACGAAGAAGCAUACAAUUUUGUUCGAGAAUUCUUCAAUAGUCAAUUGGAAGAAAGUGACUUAAGUAAAACAGAAUUAUCAAAAGAAGUUGCAAAAGAAAUACCAAUAAUAGAGAAUAGGGAUACAAUUCUACAUGUUGUUGCACACGAGGGUCAUUUAAAUAUCGCUCAACUAAUAAUCGAAAAAUUACUAACACACCCAAAAAUCCUGGAAAAAAUGCUUUUGACAAACAGUAAAUUUGACGGAGUUUUUCAUGAAAUUUUGUACACAUUUCCUCGCCGUAACUCGAGAGCUAAACCAGAAAUGCUUACGGUAUUAAUAAAACAACUAGACGGCCACUAUGAUAUCUUAGAGAAAGUUAUGACUAGCCUAUCAGAAACCACUGGUAAUAUAUUGGUCGGAACUCAAACAGAAUUUACCCUUUUAGAAAAGAUUUUAGUAUUAAGACGUAUAGAUUUAUUUCAAAUAGUGUUACAAGUUGGGAAAAAUAAUUUGACAACUUUAAGGAAGAUACUUUUGGCAAAUAAAAAUGGUUUAUUGAAUAUAGUUUUUAUAUGUUACUCACCCAGAGAAGAGAUAGAACUUUUUUCCAAAGUGAUGAAUUUAUUAUACGAAACCAUUGACGAACAAUCACUAUUUAAAGAAAUUCUAUUAGAAUCCAAUAAAGACAAGCAUACAGUUCUUCAUAUUGCGGCCAACCGUACAUCAAGUCCCCUAUUUUUACCCUUAUUGGAAUGGUUGAAGAAUAUAGAGAUAAAAUUUCCUGGUAUUACGCAAAGUAUGUUACUGGCCAAAGAUAAACAAGGGCUUACACCUGUAGAACUAGCUGUUUACAACGAAAAUGUAGACGUAACACGUUUAUUGGAAUUUGUUAGAGCAUUUUUCUAUCAAUUGUUUAAAGAGCUCAUAUCAUUAAACUCAAACAAAAAUAUUCUAUACAAAUCUAUUACUCAAGGAAGGACAAGUAGCACCGAAUUAUUAUUGGAAUGGUUUUUUGAAAAUGUCGACAGCAUACACUUGAAGAAUAUACUCUUAAAAACAGUAAAUCUUGGAAGAACAUGUUUACAUUUAGCUUCAGCUCGAAAUCAUCAUUCCACCGUCAAAGUUGUGUUGGAGUUUUUGCGAAAACUAAACAAUAUACAGCCAUUUAGUAAUAUUUUAAUCGAUAUGUUGUUCCUAACUGAAACCAUAAAUGGCCGAACACCAUUCGCUAAUGCGCUCCCUUGGAUUUCGGAUGAAACACUCAACGUAUUUUUAAAUUUUUUCGACGAAAAUUUACAUAUCGAUGUAAUCAAAGACAUUAUAAGUCAACGUGACAAUCAUGGAGGUACCUGCUUACACAUAUUAGUAGAAUCACAAACACCCUUUAUCAAAGCCAGCAAAUUAGAAAAGAAACAAAAAUGUCUUCUAAUGUUAUUAACUUAUAUUUUAAAUAAACACGGGAUUGAAUUUGUACAAGAUUUAAUUAUUUCUGGAGAUAACGAUGGCAAGGCAGCUACACAUACACCAAAUCAGGUUCUAUUAGAUUUUAUCUACGAACAUACAAACAUAUCUUAUCACAAAACAAUGUUUUUUAAAAGAAAUAAUUAUGGGACAACACUUUUUGACAUUCUCAUGCAUCCUAGUGCAGACGCACAGAUAGUUUCAAAAGCAAAACCAAAAAUGGAUUGCAUUAUACAAGAACUGACCAACCCCACAGGCCUUAAUAUAACUUUUACUGAAGAUGAACUUGAAAAAAUAAAAAUAUAUAUUAACAUGUUUAAUGUGACUUCAAAUAGUCAAUGUGAGUCUAAUGUCGAAGAAACCAGGACAGAAGAAAAUGCUCCAAUAUUUAUGUUGCCUUGGUACGUAUAACAUGAAAGGUUUUUACAUAUGUUUCCGUAAAGAAAUACAUAAAAUACAAGCUGAAAAUGCGAGCAUUAUCAUAACGAAAACUUUGUAUAUUUACGUAUUUUAAUUCAUAAUAUGGAAAAUUUCUAUUAUGAAAAGUAGUUUAGAAUUAAUAACUAUGUUUUAAUGUGCAAUUAUAUCAUUCUAAUUUAAAUAUUAUGAACUAUAAAGGUAGUUUACUCUUGAUCGAAAUUCAUAUUUUUUAUAUACCUCGUAUAACAUUAAUAAAAUUUUAUACAAGGUGUCCCAAAAGUAGUGGAACGGUCGAAUAUUUCGCGAACUGAACAUCGGAUCGAAAAACUGAAAAAUACGUGUUCAAUCAUUUUCAAAAAUCUAUCCAAUGACACCAAACACCAACCUCCACUACACCCCCUGGAGGUGGGGUGGGGGGUAACUUUAAAAUCUCAAAUGGAAACCCCUAGAUUGUCUUGCAGAUUUGGAUUCGUUACGUAAAAGUAAGCAACUUUUAUUCAAGACAUUUUUUCGAACUGUGGAUAGAUGGCGCUAUAAUUGGGAAAAACGAUUUAUCCUGAUACCAUGGGUAAAUUAUAGAAACAGUCUAAUAUCUCGAGAAAUACACUUCCAAAUGAGAAACCAAACAA